Topomyia yanbarensis is the source of this 781-nucleotide messenger RNA. RefSeq lists its product as uncharacterized. The transcript is spliced from 2 exons. The coding region runs from base 64 to 735 and encodes 223 amino acids. The record is from RefSeq and is a predicted model, not a curated record. NCBI's taxonomy places the organism in Eukaryota, Metazoa, Arthropoda, Insecta, Diptera, Culicidae.
UUCGAUGUGCCGGAUUCUCUGCCCGUAAAAGCGAUUGGGAACUCGCUUAAUUGUCAUAACAUCAUGUCAAGAGGAAAUAACCAAUUGGUGCAAAUUCAAACAAUAGAGAGCGACAAUACGUACCCGAGUAGUGGUGAAAGUUCGUUGAGAACCACAAGCACCUUCGAUGUGGUUUCUGCCCAUGGUUCACGACAAUGCAGCAUAUCUUCAAAGUGUAUGAAGAAGACGCGUGACAGUCAUAUUGACGAAAACAUAAUCAACUGGAAAUCAACAGCAUACGGCACGAUUUCGAAAGAGGACCUCGACGUGUCGGAUUCCGUGACUGUAAGCGCGAUUGAGAACUCGCACAAUUCCAGUCGGUCCAAGUUAAGAGGAAAAUGUCAGGAGUUUCCGAUUCCGUCGAGAGAGAACGAUGCUACGUAUCGUAGUAGUGGUGUAGAUGUUUCGAGAAACGUUUUUCCACGAAUUAAUACUAUUGAUGAUGAAAAUGUCGUUAUCUUGAAGUCAGCACGCGAAACGAAAACACUAUCGGAUGCCGUUAUCUUGCAUUCAAUGCCCAUCGACCAUGGUCUAUCAUCGGAUGAAGAAGAAGCAGAUAUAGACGAUGAAGCCAAUGAAAUUGAGGUUGGAGACUGUACAUUGCUUAAAGAAUUCGAUCUAGAGAAUAUGUUUGAGAAAUAUUCUAAUAAAACAGUACUUUUCGAAGAAGACAUUGGUAACAUUGCCAUAAUUUGACUAACAAAAUACUUGAAAAACUAUCGCUUUUAUAUUUACAGGUGAA